UGUCCGACAUGGCGGCCUCCGAGAGAGGAGAUGCUGAGGUAGAGGAGGCUGGGCAGGUCUUCCUUUUGAUGAAGAAAGACUAUAGGAUUUCACGCAAUGUACGCCUAGCCUGGUUUCUCAAUCAUUUGCAUCAAGUUAUUUUGGCAGUGCCUGAAUCAGAGUUGGUGAAAUCAGACAGUGAGUUGGAUAUUCUCAGCAUACUACCAAAUAGCUGGCAGCCUGAUGAGCCAGUGCAGCCCAGGCCUUACCUUCUGGUGCCUUCUACAAAAGUCACCUUCCUUGCACGCCAGUACCGUUUUGUGAUUGAACUAGACUUGAGUCCGUCUACAGGGAUUGUGGAUGAUUCUACAGGGGAGAUAAUUUUUGAUGAAGUAUUCUAUGCCCUUUCUCGAUGCUUAGUGGGGUUGUUGAAACCCUUUCGAAUCCCAGGCUCAGAUAUUAUCUACCAACCUGAGAUCUUUAUUACUAUCCAAGCAUAUUCUUCCAUCAUUGGCCUACCGACACACCAGGUACUAUUCCAGGGUUGUCAGUUGGAUGAAACUAAAACGGAGAGUUUCCUGCAGCAAGUUUACAGACAGCUGUGUGCUUUUGAAAACAAAGUAGCUGAGAUGCUCCAGCAACAGUAUGAGCCCAAAACUCAGGUGGACUUGUCAUCUCUUAACCAGGAGCGUUUAUGUGAUCCCCAGGAGCCCUCAGGGAGGAAGUUGGGAGUGUCCAUGGUCACUGCUGAUGUAGGACUUGUCAGCAUGAUUCGACAGGGAAUUCUGGCGUUGCAGCUGUUGCCCUGUAACUCCAGUGCAGGUAUUAUUGUGAUCACAGAUGGCGUCACCAGUGUCCCGGAUGUGGCUGUCUGUGAGAUGCUGCUCAACCAACUGCGCAGUGGCACUGUGGCUUGUUCCUUUGUUCAGGUGGGAGGAGUCUACUCCUAUGACUGCAGUUUUGGACAUGUUCCCAACGUGGAACUCAUGAAGUUCAUUGCCAUGGCAACAUUUGGCACAUAUCUUUCGACAUGCCCUGAGGUGGAGCCUUCUAGUUUGGACUUGAAUGUAUAUCACAAGGCUUUUCUACUGUACUCCUUUCUGCGCAGUGGGGAAUCCCUGAAUCCUGAAUAUUACUGUGUGUCCCAGCACAGACUGUUCAAUGAACACCUGGUUUCUGCAAGCAGCAACCCUGCCCUGGCUAUGAGGCGGAAGAAGCACACCGAAAAAGAAGUGCACGCUGACCUUAUCAGCACAAUCUCUGUCCGGCUACGAGAGGGUUAUAGUAUUCGGGAGGUCAACAUUACAAAAGGUGGUACUCAGCUGGAAGUGAAGCUGGUCCUGCUGUGGAAGCACAAUAUGAGGAUUGAGUACCUGGCAGUGUCUCCAUGGCCUCUAGAUCCUUCCAAACGUAGCACAUGGGUGGAAGUGACUAUGGAAGGCAGCUAUGAUAUCCUGCAUGACAUCAGCUGCACCAUGAGGAAGCCCAUCACUAGCCUGUACCGCACAACUGUGAUUCGUCGCUUCUGGAACACCCUUCAGAGCAUCAACCAAACUGACCAGAUGCUGGUUCAUCUGCAGUCUUUUGAUAAUGUCCCAGAGCACUUCACCAUCCCUGAAAGCACCAGAAACGGGGUGCCAUUGUUCUACAUUCCUCCGGGAUCCACCACGCCGGUACUGUCAUUGCAGCACAGCAGCUCAGACUCCAGUCACUCACAGUUUGCUGCUUAUUGGAAGCCCAUCCUUUCCAUGGACGCCAAUUUCUGGCAGCGGUGGCUGCACAUGCACCGCAUUGUUAUUCUCUUGGAGCAUGACAUGCCAGUUCCAAAGCAUUUGCACACCCCAGGCAGCAAUGGCCGCUAUAGCACUGUCCAGUGCCGCAUCUCGCACUCAGCGCUAACUUCUUUGCUGCGUGACUGGAGUAGCUUUGUGUUGGUGGAAGGCUACUCGUACGUCAAGCUCAAUCGCAGCUCAGAGGAUCUGCCUCCUUUUUCAUUUUAUGUGGUACGGAUAAUUUCCAAAGCCCCCUGCAUGGUUCUUCGGCUGGGAUUCCCCAUUGGGACACUUGCAAAGAUCAGGAACAAAAUAGUGGAAGAAUUGCGAGAUCGUAUCCUGCAGCUGCGCUUCCCCCACCGAGUUCAAAGCAAGGAGGCCACUCCGAAAGUGAAGAGGAAGGUCCUGGGCAGCAGCUCCCCAUCAAAAUCGCCUCCUGUGCCUGGGGCCCAACCCACACUGUCAGACAGGCCUUGCCUUAUAGUGCUGCACAAGCCUCUGGAGAAGCUCCUCAUCAGGUAUGAGAAGCUACCCUCGGACUACCGUGUUCCAUGCCUCUUACCCCUGGAGAAUCCCCCCAUGUCAGGUCCGCUUACCAUGGUAGCCAACCGCACAGCUUCCUCCACACUGGCCUCCUUGUCUCGCUAUUUCUAUCACCAGCGCUGGAUCUGGUGUGUGCAGUCAGGGCUGGUACCUGCCUUGCCCAUCACAGCUGUGGCACAGUUGUUGUCCACUCUUACAGAGGUUCGUCUGUCCGAGGGCUUUCAUUUUGCAUCCAGUGGCGAUGGGAUUAUCAACAUGGUGCUGGAGCUCCCUAUGCGGAGCAAUUCCUCAAGAGAACAUGGCAGUGAGACACUCACUUGCAUUGUCCAAUAUGUGCUGUUUCCACCCCAUUCCACUUCUACUAAAGACAGUUUCUCCACAGACGAUGACAAUGACACAGAGGUAGAGGCCAUUGAGGUGGACAUGGAGCUGAACCUUGUCACAGAGUGCUGGGUGGAGCCACAGAGCGGCUAUGUGGACACUUCAUCAGACAGCUGGCAGCACCUGCAGGGCCUGUCUUACCAGAAAAUCCCCAAAGCGCUUUUCCCCCGAGACCUGAUGUGCAUCCACACCAUCCUUGCCUUUGAGUACAUCAGCCAGCUGUGCCAGAACAAGGACUGGGUCUUCCCAGGAUGUGACCCCAAGGCUACCUCUGAAGGUUGUGACCCUGGAAGUGGUUCCCGUGUGCAUGAGGUUCCUUUCCACUUUGCCCUCAUGAAGCUGCUACCCAAAUGUCAGCAGAUUGAAAUGUUCUUCCUGAUGCUGACAGAAGCAGAUGAUGAGGGGACCACAAAGGACUCUUCUUUCCUGCCUAACGAAAUGCUUCUCAGCCUCUUUCAUGGCUGCCUCCAGCACGACCUCAGCGACAGGGAAAUUGCGUUGUCAGGCACAGAUCAUGUAACUUUCAUGAAGCAGGUGUUGCAGCGGGACCGAGAUGGCCACCCACCUCCGUUCAUGCUCCCAGUGAUCCAAGACCCUCUGAAAGCCCCCACAUCCUUGGAGCAGCAAGGUCCCACCAGCACUUACCACUCUGUUGGCAACAAGGAUAUGGCCACUUCUACAAAUGCCCAGCAGACUCCAAACAAUACGGAGGGGUCAGGCGAUGAUAUCUCAGCAGCAGGGGUGUCUGAAAACCUCUUCCCGCAGUGGCGAUGCUAUGCUAAGCUGGCCAACCCCCAGCAUCUUUUCCUCACCUUUCUACCAGCUACAUUCUCAGACAUACAGAGAUUGAUAGCUUGUGAGUCAGAAAACACCUCAAAAGAAGCAGAAUCAACACCUUCCCAAGGCGAGCAGGAGCUGGAGACUGCAGGGCUACUUCCAACUGUCAGUGUCACACCAGCCAAUGGGGGUGUCUUGUCAACAGAAAUUGGCCAUGAGGUUGGAUAUGCAGAUGCUGCACCAAGGAGAGAAGCACGUAUCUCCUUCAGCCACCAGGUGUCUCAACCUGACAUCAGCGAGAGCUGCCGAGUCUGCUGCCCUGUCUAUGUCUACAGCUGCUCCUUGGAGCUGCUGCGAGAACAGAUGUUCACUCCCAAGCCAGAUAAACCUCUGCGGGAUAUCUUUUUCAGAAGCCAGUCUGUGGAGCGCCCCACCAGUGCUCCUUGGCUAGAUCCCAAGCACAAGGAACUGGUGAGUUACUGCACCAUGCUGCAAGAACAUUCCCACCAGUGCUACGUGAAAGGACUGUUCCAGAGUCUGCAGCAGGGCCACAGCAUCAGCUGCCCCGACUUGCUCAUAGCCGUGGAUUAUUGCGAGGAGCUUCUUCAAGAGAUAGACAUCACAAGCUUCCUGCUGACCCUGUGCAGCCACGUGCGCUUCUUCUGUGAGCGCCACCAUCACCUGCCCACCAGUUUAGAAAGAGAAACCACGCAAGCCUCCCAGGUGCGGGGUGUGCUAGUCUCUGUCUCCAGUGCUGAGACAGAGGAUUUCAGCGAGCAAGAUUUCCAUGUCUCUUCCUGCCCAGCCCAAGAGCCCAAGCAGAGCUGCUGUCCCGAGUUUCCCCUUUCACUACUGGAGAGCAGCCAGCCCUGCCAGGCGCACCCUGACUUGCACAGGAUCAUCCAGGAGAAAUUCUCGGAGAUCGGUAGUUUGCAUUUUAAGCCAGUGCCAUCCAAUCCGCAUUAUUUCUUCUACUGUCCUCCUUCAGCUAAAAAAGAGGAGGAACUGUCUCGGGACCAUGCAGAUAGGAAAGGCAGUGAAGAUGUGGAGAGUUCAGAAACGGAUCUUGCAGCUGAUGAAGGGAAUGCGUCUGCCUGUGGCAUUGGCACUGAGAGCGACCCAGAACUGGAGGUGGAAUAUCGGGACCGGCUGGACCAUGAGUUUCUAGAAGCGGAUUCCCUGUCAGACACCAACACGGUUAACCAAGAUGAGGACUCAUUCAGUGUGCUGGGAGACUCUCUAGCAGAGCAAGAACUACUCGAGCAGGACAUGCCACCCCUCUUUGUGCACCUGACGUGCUCUGUGAAGCUGCGCAAUCAGCACAGUUCUGUGCCUGUUCGCUCGCUGCCCACAUGCUUGGGAGAGGUGCUAGGCUGCCUUGAGAGCUGUAAGGCAAUGCACACCAUUGACCUCUGUGACCUCUGUGUGACCCUGGACAUUUUUGUUCUGACCCUUCCGCUGGAGAUCGAAAUGGUGAACGACUUGCAUCAUAAUAGGUAUACAUCUGAGAGCAGUGCCUCCUUCACCCGUUCCCCAGGUCGGCCCUCCUCUUUCCGCUCUGAUGAGGAGCUUAUACACAACUUGGACAGGCUACCAUCAACUGUGGAUGAUGGGCAUCCAGCACUCUCUAACCUUCCCAGAGUGCACAGGCAAGCUGUUGAAGCCACCAUGACAGAGAUCCGCUGGCUAUUGGAUGAUGAAAUUGUGUCAGCAUUGUGCCACUCACGCCCAAUCACCGCUGAUAUCUUGAGCCGGGUGGCUUCACAUGUUUACAGUUCCCAAGGCCGCCCAAGCUGCCACUGCGAGGCUGUCCCCUUGCAGUUUGUGUUUGGUCCUGAGAGUUCUCUCGAAAGGUUUCGUGAGGAGUUCCAGAGAAUGACCCUACCAGGCUAUGUGCUCAAUGCUGAGGGGAAUGAUUUCUACUAUGUUUCCGUCAGUCGUCUGCCUGCCUCAGUAGGUGGGCCCAGCCCUCCAGCGACACUUGCAAGCACCAUGACAGGAGGCAGGUGUGAUAGCAGCAACAGGACAGAAGACUCCUUGCCAUGUACCACUCCCCCUGAGGAGGCUCAUGGUCCUUGGGCAUGGCCAGCAAGUGAAAGCAGGACUGGAUUGGAGUCAGGAGAAUUACUGGGGAUGAGUAGCCAAGCGUAUGGUGAGCUGUCAGAGGACGUUUCAAGACUGGAGCAGGCCAGUACUUCAGAGCGUGGCUCUCUGGACGAGGAGUCUACUUUGACCCAGCCACAGGCCUUGGCUUGCUCCUCGGAGAAGUGUAACAAUGAGAAAUCACCCUCAGCAACACCAUCUGUUGCGAGUCUGACAGAGUCUGUGACCACAGGCAGGGAAGGUUGUGGGAAGCAGCAUCCCAGUCGGGUGCACAGCCUGGUGUCCAGUCAAGGUAGCAUGGAUUCUGAUCUCCUAGGGUAUGAUGGUGGCAGCAGCGAUUCUGAAUGUGAGGAGGCAAUGAUGAGUGACCUGGAAUCCAAGUGCCCUCUCAUGCCUGACUUCUGGCUGAUCAUAAAAAUCUACCAGGAUCGGGUGGAAGUCUGUUCUCACACACGCAGCUUGAGUGCAGUGAAAUCAGCCCUGAAUGAGGAAGGGGAGUGUGUACAUCUUCACCGUAGUGUGGUGAAGAAAGUUGGCGAGAUCUGCCGCAUUGUUAAUCAGCGGCUGUUGCUACAGGAUCUGCAUGACAGUCACAUUUGUAAUUCUCUGUUGGUUGCUGAGAGUGAGGAGGACAUCUGGAAAAGCGAGACACCAUAUACCUACCGGCAACGCACUGGGCCUGAUGAUUACCCUGGAGAGGAAAGCUACCAGCCUCGUGACUACCUGGCGGCCACCAUGCAGUUUAUGCCCGGACACUUUGCAUGCGAUGCCGUCUGGAGCACCAUUAUCCACGUACACUCGCGGCUCAAGAUGGGGCCCAACAUGGGUGUUGCGCGUGCCAUCCAAGCCCUGCGCUCCGUGCUCAAUGCCUUCUCAGUUGUUAACAGAAAGAAUAUGUUCGUUUAUCAGGAGCGUUCAACCAAGUCCGUUUUCUACUUGCGGCUCUCUGAAACCACCUCUAGUGGAAAGAGCGGGGAAGGGGAGAUCGUCCUGAGUCUUGCCUGCCGUUCACUGGCACUUUCACGCAGCCAGGAGCCCAUAUAUAUUGAGGACCUGAGUGGUUCUCACUCCUCCUUGGACACAGCCUCUUGCCGCAGUGUGGAUUCAGCCCGUCCUGUCAGCCAAGUGGACAGACACAUCCAGCUGGUAGUUCACGGAGUGGCACAGGCAGGACCGGAGAUCACAGAUGAGCUGGUAAAAGUUCUACGCAGGCGCUUGGAUGAGGCCACCCUGGAUAUCAUCACAGUCAUGCUCGUGCGGAAUUGCAAGCUCACCCCAGCCGAUGUGGAGUUCAUACAGCCCCCAGGCAGCCCACCCACUGAAGUGCUGCAGUUUGCUCUCCCCCCGUCCUGCCUGCCCUGGCUCCCAGCCGUGGCUUGCUACUUACGUCAGAACCUGCUGAUCUUCCUGCACACACCCAAGUAUACAGACAGCAAUGUGGAGAACCACUUCAAGCACUAUUUCCACCAGAACAGCAGUGGCCCUGACCUGGAUCUCUACCUGUACAAUAAACCUGGAGGCCAAGGCACUGGUGGCAAAGGGAUCGCAUGCAUCGCCCUGUCUUUUGUGGACAGCCACGGAAAUCCCAUCACAUUCGCUCGAUGGGUGAGGCCACCCACUACCCUGCUGAGUACAUCGUUCCUUCAGGAGGCAGAUUUUGAGAGUUUGACUGCUGUCAGCCAGUACCAGGCUGAGCCCGGCACAUCACAGCCAGCAAUCUGUCCUCUGGUGCGGCUGGAUAUCUGGGAAAAGGGCAACAUCAGCCUGCUGCAGCUGUCUGAGAGGCUGCGCAGUACUGUGCGCCAUGCCCUGUGUGAUGCUGUCAUGGAAUUCCGUGUCCUUCUCAACCCACUGUGCAUGGAGCCUUCCACGGAGCUAGAGGAUCCAGGCAGUAGUGGAAACCUGUGCAGGAUGAUGACAGAGAUGAAGGGGCAGACCCAGCCUGCUGGGGGCAGAGUGUGUCCUCACCCUCUGCAUUUCACUGUGCCUACAGCGGUCGCUGGCGAGCCCAUUACAUCCACCAGUAAGAUGGGCCGGCGCAGCUUCUGGGACAUGCUGAGUAAACCAGAGAUGGUGGAGCAAGGAAGCCCCAAGACCACAGACGACAUUGUGCUGGAGCGGCCCGAAGAGAGUCGCACCCGCCGUCGCCACAAGACUGAGAAUGUAAAGCAGCCCUCGAGCCAGGAGCGCGUUGCAGCUGCUGUGGAGCAGGGGCUGGCCCAGAGACGUCGAACCUGCCAAUUGGAGGAAGGAGAUGCAGGAAUCCUGCACCCAGUUUUCAGUCAGACCUGCCAGUUCUGGAUGGCAUUCAUGAGCCGCCUAGGGUGUCCCUCUGUACAACAGUGUUCCUUGGAGAGUGUCUCUCGCUUCCUCCUCCCCUCCAUCCUACUAGAGGUGGUGAACCUAGUAACCACACUGGCAAAUGACACCUCCGUCAAAGUGUUUGAAAGAGUCAGCUGUCCCCAAGGGGUCUCCUUUGUGCCAUAUUCCCUGCCAGGCACCAGUGCCCGACCGGCUGUCAUUCGACACUUCACCAUGCUGGGACGUAGUUUCCACCAGUGGCAUCACAGCAUAGAUCAAGUCCUAAAGGGAUUCCAGCGGUUUGAGGCCACGGAGCUUGGCACUACAGAGAAAGGCGUUGAUGUGGUCCCUCGGCAAAGAUUCCUUUUCAUGGAGAUUGUGGACAAAAAGAUGGUUCUUUACACAUACAAUUGGUCCGUGGACCUGGGCAGCGCUCUGAGCAGCUCCCUCACGCGCUUGUUGCAGUGGCAGAACGCCCGUGCCCAUGUUGUGCACUGCCUGCUCAGCCAGAAGCUUGGUCUUUUCCAUCACUACUGCUACAUGGACACCCCAUGGCACGAGGACAGCAAGCAGGAGCAAAAUCCCUUUUUGAAUUCCACCCUGGAUGUGGAUACCCUGAUCCGCAGCUCCAGCGUCCCCCCGAGCAAAGAGCAAGGUCGGCUCAGCAGCUCCACACGUAUCCUGCCGCCCCUGCAUUUCCCUCCUUAUAUGGUUCCCUUUGACGAGGCCCUUCGUGAUGUCUCAGCCAACCGCCCCAUCCAUCACAGCCCAGAGCUGGGUGUCCUUGACCGCGUGGCCCAGCAUGGAGCUCAGUUCCUGGAGAUCAAGAGCACAGAGAGGAAAGAGCUGGAGAAGCAGAUGAAGAUCGAGAAUCUCUUUGUGACGUGGCAGCAGCGGUCUGCACAGUCCAACAUGCCCAUCAGCAUUGCAGAUUUGGAAACCCUGAAGCAGUCAUCGCGCUUGGUCCACUACUGUGCUACGCCGUUGCUCUUUGAUCCCACCUUCCGGCAGCAGAUUCAGGCUGACCAACAGGGCAAGCCAGAGGGAAAGAAGCGGCACCGUUCAAACGACUCCACUGCAUCCAGCAGGGACCGCAGCCACAGCUGCGACUCCACAGAGGGGCUGCCGUGUCGUACCAAGGACGAGGCCUGGCUGUUAGAGCUGUGCCACACUUUCCUGCAGCAGUAUAUCCAGUACCUGCAGAGCAUGGGCUUCAUCUUGGUGCAGGUGCGCCCAGCCUCACCCACCCGCAGCAGCACAAGUCGGAUCAGAGCUCUGGCAACAAUGGGGGGUGAAGGGCGAGGAUCCUUCUCGUACACCAGAGCAAAGACUGACGGGAGUCCAAAGAGCACCAGCCCUCCUGUCACUACGUACCACUUGCAAAGAGCUCUUCCUGGGGGCAUUGUGCUAAUGGAACUGGCUUUCCAGGGCUGUUAUUUCUGUGUGAAGCAGUAUGCACUGGAGUGCUCACGCAUCCCCAUGGGUCAGACCGUCAAUUCACAGCUCUCUAUGCUCUUCACGGAGGAGUGUGACAAGGUGCGUGAUCUCAUGCAUGUGCACUCGUUCAGCUAUGAUUUCCACCUGCGCAUUGUGCACCAGUACCUGCUUGGCUCCAACAUGGCACUGCGACAAGGCUACCACCUCACCGGAUUCCUGGAAGACUUCAUUGCCCAGCAUCCUGACAUCCCCAAGUUUGGACGCAACCACAUCUUCCAGGGUACACUGGCCUUGCCUACCAACACCAUCACAGCCCACCAGCUCUACAACUACAUAACGGACCAUGCCAGCACCUACCGGAUGAAGCCCCUACGCAUGGUCAGGCCAGGAACUGGCGCUGAGGGCAAGAAGGGAACCCCCAGCCCUGAGCACAAUGAGUACGCCCUCGUCUCUAUCUGGAACAGCUCUGGUUCCUACAAGGAUUCUGAGGGUCUGCGUCACCAUGAUGACUUUGAUGUAUCACUGCUCGUCUGCCACAGCGCGGCACCCUUUGAGGAGCAGAGCGAGGUCGAGCGACACAUGCUACGGUUGAACUUCUACGUGAUCAUGACAAGCCAACGGGAAUUGUUUCCACGGUUAACAGCUGAUAUGCGGCGUUUCAAAAAGCUGCCACGCCUGCAGCGGGAGCCACUAGAGCCGGUUCUAGGACGUGCAGCUUGGGAGACAGCAGAGGACGGAUGGCAGCGAAAGGAAGUACCAGAGCCCUGGGAGGAGGUGGAGAACAGUGGCGAGUUCUAUGCAGGGGGUCCACAGGUCAAGGUGGGCCCUGGGCUCUUCUACACAUCCCCACUCUUCCCACUGCUCACCUCCGAGGUGGCCGCCGCCCAGAAGCAUCUCAGUGACAUGGCGCAGCUGGCCAAGUGUCACUGCCGCCGUGACAGCCUCUGGAAGCGGCUCUUCCUCCUUGAGCCCCUUGCCUCUGACAAGCUCAAGUUGGGCAAGCUCUCCCUGGGUGAACUGGAGGAGCUGCUGGACGCUGUGCACAGGAAGUCCAUUGCGGACAUCGAUCCCCAGCUAAGCUGCUUUCUCACCAUGACUGUCUCCUGGUACCAAAGUCUCAUCAAGGUGCUGCUGAGUCGUUUCCCACAGAGCUGUCGCCAUUUCCAGAACACAGAUGCUGGCACCCAGUACCUGGUCGUGCUGAACCAGAAAUUCACAGACUGUUUUGUUCUUGUGUUUCUUGAUUCCCAUUCAGGAAAAACGAGCCUGACGGUGGUUUUUCGGGAGCCAUUUCCAGUGCAACCUCAGAACAGCGAGAGCCCAUUGCCUCAGCUCGUGUCCACAUACCACCAUCUGGAAUCUGUCAUAAACACAGCUUGCUUCAACCUCUGGACAGGGCUGCUGUAGUAUUGGUUGUCCCCUCUCAUUUGGGGCGUGCAGCACAGACCCAGCAACAGUGGAGCUGGAAC
Molecule: messenger RNA, 10762 nt
Organism: Euleptes europaea (tarantolino)
Lineage: Eukaryota; Metazoa; Chordata; Lepidosauria; Squamata; Sphaerodactylidae
Gene: SZT2
Product: SZT2 subunit of KICSTOR complex
Exons: 72
Coding region: 9-10700 (3563 amino acids)
Cellular component (GO): peroxisome
Source: RefSeq, a predicted model, not a curated record